Molecule: messenger RNA, 678 nt
Organism: Anisakis simplex (herring worm)
Lineage: Eukaryota; Metazoa; Nematoda; Chromadorea; Rhabditida; Anisakidae
Source: the annotation of a GenBank genome assembly
AUGGCCAGAUCACGUUCUCGGUCACGUUCGCGCGAUCGCCAUCGACGUGCACGCAGUCGGAGCAGAAGCCGCAAUCGGAGCCGAAGCCGCGAUCGUGAUAGUAGACGACGCCAUCAUGGUCAUGAUCGCAGCAAGCGAUCAAGUCGUAAAAACACAGAAGAGAAGAAUAAGGAUGCUCAGAAGGGAAUCGAAUUGGUCAAGUCACGUAUGCGCUCUGGUUUGGAUUCGGCAUUAAGUCGUCAACAGUUUUCUGGACUGCCAAUUGAGGGAGACUCCAUGAAGGAAGCAAAAAUUAAUGAUUUCGAACUGUCGGUAGCAGAAGCAGCUUCACGACAUCGCGAUAUCGAGCGAAUCGACGAAGGCAGUUUCCGUCCAGCGUCGUUCCAUUCCACUGCUGGAGGUGCUGGUGGCCGAGUGAAGAAAGAAGAUCCCACUGACCGUGAAGCUGUCAUUGAGAAGAAACAGGAUGCUCAUGAUAAGGCGAUGUUUGGACCGAAGUGGCGUGAUCCGAUCACGAAUAAAAACGGAUUAGAAAAUGAGACAGCUGCUGAAGAGUAUACGGAGACAAACAAGGAAAUCGAACUUGCGAAUCCGAGGUUCUCGGCUGAUCCGGCCGAGCGUCAAGCACGGUGGUUAAAACUGUUCCGUGAACGAAGAGCCCAACUUUUGUGUUCAUAA